Molecule: messenger RNA, 2019 nt
Organism: Ctenocephalides felis (cat flea)
Lineage: Eukaryota; Metazoa; Arthropoda; Insecta; Siphonaptera; Pulicidae
Product: 4-coumarate--CoA ligase 1-like
Biological process (GO): long-chain fatty acid metabolic process; fatty-acyl-CoA biosynthetic process
Molecular function (GO): long-chain fatty acid-CoA ligase activity
Source: RefSeq, a predicted model, not a curated record
AAUUUUUCCAUGGAUAAAUUUUUUUUUAAAAAGAAUAAAAAAAGAAUAAACUAAGUAUUUACCGCGUAUACUUGAUAUGUAUAAAACAAUAUCAUUAUCGCAAGAAAAGAUUAUUUUUUAGAGAAGAGGUGACCUGCGGUUCAAACAGACUAGCAUGUAUGUUAACCGAUCGAAUUGUUUACCUGGUACAAGUACUUUGAUCAGUUCCAUAGGUCAUCCGCGCAGUAAAAUUUUCUGAAGAUAAUUCAAUCUUGACUUAGCAUUAAAGAAUAUCAAAGCCAAAAUUUAAUUAACAGUGAUAAAUAUGGAGGAAUUCAUUGUAAAUGGGCCAAAAGAAGAUGUUUUGCCACCAAGUUGCAACUCUUUUGCAGAAUUAAUGAUUGAUUCUCUAAAACGCCACUAUAACACUACUUUGCAGGUGUGUGCAUUGACAAAUGUGGAAACUACUGGAGGUCAAUUAUUGAAUAGAGUUCAUAAGCUAACAUCUGCACUGCGUUCAGCUGGUGUCACUUCAGGGGAUGCAGUGUCCAUCAGUUGUGAAAAUCGAGUGGAAUUCACAGUAGUAGCAUUGUCAGCUCUAUGUGUGGGAGCCGCAGUUGCUCCUACAAAUAUUACAUACUCACCUGAUGAACUUCAACAUGCAUAUAGUUUAUCGAAACCAAAAAUUGUAUUUGCUUCAUCAUAUUUGGUUUACAAUAUACUCCAAGUAGCACCUAAGUGUCCAUUUCUGAAGUAUAUAAUUGUUUUUGAUGGUGAAGAAUCUGAAGAAGAAAAUGUUAUUACUAUAGUACAAUUUCAAGAAAAAUUUCAAAGUAAUUUUAUUAAAAAUGAAGACUUCUUUGUUACACCAGUUAAUGUAAAAUUUCAUACUGCUGCCAUUUUGUGUUCUUCGGGUACUACUGGAUUACCAAAAGGAGUUGAACUUACUCAUCACAAUUUGAUAGUCAGCCUUGCACAUUGGAUGCAUCGAGCAUCAACUAUUGAAGACGCAGUUCGAGUUUUGGCAAUCAUACCAUGGUUUCAUGUUGGUUUUGUAACUUCUAUGACAAUAACUGCUUUUGGUGGGACAAUGGUUGUAUUACCACGAUUUGAUAACGUGUUGUUUCUCGAGAGUAUUCAAAAUCAUAAGGUCACGUUUCUUUUUACUGUACCGCCUUUAUUGGUUUUCUUAACAAAAGAUCCAUUAGUGCAAAAAUAUGACCUGAGCAGUGUAAGAAGGAUCAUGUGUGGGGCGGCUCCUUUAAGUAAAGAGUUACAAGAUGAAGUUUCUACCAAGUUUAAUUGUACUGUUCAACAAGGAUAUGGUCUAACUGAAACAACAUUAGCUGUACUUUCACAAACUUUAGAAUCUGGUAAUAAAUAUGGCAGCUGCGGCGUUCUUGCGCCUGGUACGUCCGCCAAGGUUAUUGACAUUGAAAGUGGAAAAGCACUGGGUCCAAACCAGCAAGGGGAAUUAUGUUUUAAAGGUGACUUGAUGAUGAAAGGCUAUAUUGGCAACCCAGGUGCAACAGCUGGUAUGAUAGAUAAAGAUGGCUGGCUUCAUACGGGUGAUAUUGGUUAUUAUGAUGAAGAUGAACAUUUUUUUGUAGUCGAUCGGCUGAAAGAGUUAAUUAAAUAUAAAGGGUUUCAGGUACCACCGGCUGAAUUGGAAGCCUUACUUCUAACUCAUCCUGGUGUAAUGGAUUGCGCCGUUAUAGGAUUGCCAAACGAAGAUGUGGGAGAAUUGCCUCUUGCGUUUGUAGUUCCAAGUUUAAAAAAUAAACCUUCAAAAAAAGAGUUGAUAGAUUUUGUUGCAGGAAAGGUUUCUUAUGCUAAAAGACUUCAUGGUGGCAUAGAGUUUAUCGACGAAAUACCAAAAAACCCAACGGGAAAAAUAUUAAGAAGAGUUUUGAGGGAUCGUGUUACAACGCUGAAAAACAAAUUGUGAUUAAUAAUAAGAAAAAAUAUAUAUUUAUCAUAUAAAUAUUAAUGAUGGUUACAGUUUUCUAAUGCAAAUAUGUAUUGGCUUUAAUAUAUUAA